Molecule: messenger RNA, 1798 nt
Organism: Hippocampus comes (tiger tail seahorse)
Lineage: Eukaryota; Metazoa; Chordata; Actinopteri; Syngnathiformes; Syngnathidae
Product: inositol monophosphatase 1-like
Exons: 8
Coding region: 457-1368 (303 amino acids)
Biological process (GO): signal transduction; inositol metabolic process; phosphatidylinositol phosphate biosynthetic process
Molecular function (GO): inositol monophosphate 1-phosphatase activity
Source: RefSeq, a predicted model, not a curated record
UUGGUUUACACGCUUUGCCUUCAAUGCCCAACAGCUCGUAGGAGUCUUUGUCCAGCGACAGACACAGAUGUCCUGCACGCAAACACACACACACACACACACACACACACACACACACACACACACACACAUGAGAAUGGAUGAAGCAAGUGUGCACACUGAGCCACAAUAGAAGGCAAACAGUGAUGUCACCAUAGUGCACUGAAAGGUCAAAAUGGACGAAAAGGGCCAAAAGUAUUUGGACAUUGUAGAAUGUUUCACAGACGCGCACGAGUCAGAAAGACGAUAGAGGUGAUGAUGAUGAUGACAGAAAGGGAGGAGCUUGUGCCACCACACUUAACUUUGAUUGGUUCACUGUUGCAUGAGUGAGACGCUGCGUUCUGAUUGGCCACGUGGGAAAUACAAUAAGCAACCGACGAUUUGAGAAGUUGAGAACUUUUUCCUCUUCAUCUCGUCAUGGCCGCUGACUGGACCGACUCUUUGAACUUUGGCCUCACACUGGCCAAGCAGGCCAGUCAGGUGGUGAUGGAGGCGUACGAGCGGCGGGGUGAAGAGUUCACGUGUAAAAGUUCCGCUGCCGACUUGGUGACGCAAAGUGACGUGAAGGUGGAAAAUUUCCUCAAGUCGGCCAUCGCCAGCAAAUAUCCACAACACAGGUUCCUGGGAGAGGAGUCGGUGGGGGCGGGCGAACGUUUAGAGUUGACGGAUCUUCCCACGUGGAUCAUUGACCCCAUCGACGGAACCGUCAAUUUCGUCCACAGGUUUCCGUUCGUGGCCGUUUCCAUCGCCUUCUGCGUCAACAGGCAGACAGAAUUCGGAAUCGUGCUGAGCUGCGUGGACCAAAAGGUUUACUACGCUCGCCGAGGGGGAGGAGCCUAUUGCAACGGACAGCAGCUGCGGGUCUCCGAACAGCAAGACGUGAGCAAAUGCCUGGUGGUGACCGAAAUCGGGGCGGAGCGUGAUGACCUCGCUCUGUCCACCAUGACCUCCAACAUCCUCACGUUACUCAAGCUGCCCGUGCAUGGGGUGCGCGCGUUGGGCACUGCAGCCGUGGACAUGUGCCAGGUUGCCACAGGCGCUGCUGACGUCUACUAUCACGUGGGGAUGCACUGUUGGGACAUCGCCGCCUCUGCCAUCAUUGUCCAGGAAGCAGGAGGUGUCGUCAUGGAUACCGAGGGUGGGUGUCAGAUCGCCAUUCUUGAGUAUCCGCCUCGCCUUCAUGUGAGCGUGUCCUCCUCUGCAGGCUCCCGCUUCGACAUGAUGUCACGGCGAGUCAUCGCAGCCAGUUCGUCCGCCGUGGCAAAUCGGAUCGCUCGAGCGAUUCGAGCCUUUCCCUGUAGCCGUGACGACGCCGAGCCAAGCCAAUGACGCGCGGUCAUCUGUUAUGUUCGUCACAACGGCUACCGGUUGAACAAUUGGAACUGCUUAGAGGAAGAGAGCUUGAGAAAAAAAAAAGGAGCAUUUUCAGUUGCACUUUCCAGUUCAAAUAAUCAAUCAAAAUCACAGCAGAUAAUAUAUAUCAUGCUCUGAAAAUAAAAACGUUACGCCCACCAACAAUUCAGUAAUAUUCGAUUCCAUCCUGACGACAUUGCUGUAUUGACUUUAAUCUUGUAUUCAUAUCUGUUUUAGUUCAAAAAGUUCCCAAUCAAAAUGUGCACUUUAUUUCCUGCAUCUGAACAUAACUCUUAACUACUGACACGUGACCCCUAUUUUCCGCAGGGUGUCUGUCCUUUCGUCGAAAUAAUUUGAUGGAAAAAUGCAAGGAGUCACAAUGCCACCAAAUAAAACUUUCCAAGAA